AGAUAUAUAUAUGUAUAUAUAUUGAAAGAAGUAAAAAAACAGAUGAACGUUUCCAAGGCAGCGACAGUUCGAAUCGAUGAGAAACAGAUUGCGCCUAAAUGUCUUCCGGAAUUAAUUGUCGUGAAAUUUUCGUAUUUUUGGAAAUUUUGAUUUGGAAUCAAGCAAAACAGAGAAAUCGACAAAACAAUGAGCAUAGCAACAACAACAGCAGCAGCAGCAAUAACAAUAAAGAAACCAGCAGCAGCAGCAACAGCAACAACAACAGCAACAAGCAACACAAUAAAAAUCACAGUAACCGUAGAAGCAGCAGCAGCAGCAGCAGCAACAGCAACAGCAACAACACAGUGAAAGUGAUAAAGCAGCAGCAGCAACAACAACUGCCCAAAGCAACCCAAAAAAACAAAAACUACAAUAGCAAUAACAAUAGCAGCAACAGCAACAAUCUGCACAUACUGCAAAAGGGUUAAAGUUUGGUCGUUCGAUCUAAAAUAGAUAUUAUCAAAUCAUAGAAAAUUGCUUUAAAUAAACGAUAAAGUUAGAUAACUAAACAAGUUAAAUACAUACGCGAACAAGUGUCUUAUUAAAAAAUAGUUUAAUAAACAAAAAUAAUUAAGCGGCAGCAACAACAUAUAUAACAUCAGAUCCAAACAACAUCAACAAUUUAGUACCUACAGGCCUGACAACGUUAGAUCAUUAUAUACAUACAUAUAGAUAUAUAGCAAUAUACAAAACAAAUAUAUAUACAUAUAAAUAUAUAUAUAUAUAUAUCGAUUGGCAAGCCCCCUCACACAUCGCCCCCCAGCCCCCCGUCUCACAAACAACAACAAAAACAAAAAAAAAAAAAAACACCCACACACACUGUGAUAGUUCUUGAUUCACACUGAAAACGCGAAAAGCGCUGAAAAUUCAUUCAUAAAAGCAUCUACGGACAAGCAUCUAAAAAACACACAAAAAAAAAUAUUAAACUUAAAGACCAAGUGCAAUAAGACGAUUGGCUAAUACAAUUGGAACCGAA
Messenger RNA from Drosophila eugracilis, 1015 nucleotides. Its product is annotated as GATA zinc finger domain-containing protein 15. NCBI's taxonomy places the organism in Eukaryota, Metazoa, Arthropoda, Insecta, Diptera, Drosophilidae. The transcript has a single exon. The coding region runs from base 99 to 467 and encodes 122 amino acids. The record is from RefSeq and is a predicted model, not a curated record.